GUGAACUCAAUUUUGGGAAAUUAUUCUGUCUUUGAUCAAGGAAUCAUAAAAUCAUUUAAGGAAAGCCUCUUUGAUAAUCAGGUUUAAGAAGACGGUAAUCAUGAGUGGAUUAUCGACAUCAUCGAAUCUGACAUCGGUCACGGGGUUCGUCAUGACCAGACCACAGCCUCGUCCCGUCCACUUCGAGUUUGACUUCACCAAAACAUCCACAUUUUACCUCGACAUCUGGACCCUCCUCGCCACCCUCGGCCUCCUCGUCAUCGUCGCAUUGGUCAACGCCGUCGUUUUUCUGACAUGGAGACGACAAUACCGUAACAACAUGGCGGGGAACACGCACGAUGUCCACGGUAACAACUUCUACGUCCCGAACUCGCCGGCGUCCAUAAACGUCAUCGACGUUGGAAAGUCUUUCAGUGAUGAAGACUCUGGGAUGAACUCGGUGAUCAUCUCGCCUUCUAAUAGUUCGAUGACAGCCAGCGCUGGCGGUGUGGGAUCGACCAUUUUGUUACCCGUUACCUGCUCUGAGUGGCCUCCGAGAGCUUCAACGUUCAACUACCAUACCGAUAAAAGAAUCAUACUUCAAGUUGUAAACGAAUGAAUGCAAAACGAUCGUCAAAUGCAAUUACGACUGCAGGAUCAUCUUUUUAUCCGGAUUCCAUUCCUCGAAGCCAAUGAGUAGGAUAAAAUGUGUUCUUGAAUUAUAUAUAUUUGAAAGCACCUUUAUCACCAUCAUCAUCAUCAACAUCGUCGUAAUCACCAUCAUCGUCACAAGUCCACCACCACCACCAUCAUCACCACCACCACCCACCAUCAUUAUCAUCAUCAUCAUCAUCAUCAUCGUCAUCACCAUCAUCGUCAUCAUCAUCAUCAUCAUCAUCAUCACCACCAUCAUCAUCAUCACCACCACUGCCACCCACCAUCAUCAAUAUCAUCAUCAUCAUCACCACCACCACCACCCACUAUCAUCAAUAUCAUCAUCAUCAUCGUCAUCAUCAUCCGUAAUCAACACUAUAAUUGUCACAAACAUCCACAAAGUCAUGAUCAUUAUCGCCAUGAUCGCCAUCAGCGUCACCAAAACUCAUCAUCAUCCUAUUAAUCUAAGCAUCACCUUCUACAGAUCGAAGAUAACAUGGGGGCAUUGACCAUGUAUUUGGCCGUGUGCACCCCCCCCCCCCCCCCCCAUCAAAGGAUAAAAAUCGAAUUAGUAUUAUGGGAAUUUUCACAAAACAAUAACCGUAAGGUCUGCACCAGGGAGGGUUUCAUCAGCAUUUUUGUCUGACAAGUUGUCAGAUGUUGAUUGGCCAAGAAGCAGUGUUACCAUGGUCACUGUCGGAUAAAAUGGGACUUACCGCAUCCGACAAGUCCUUUCAUCAAAUGCUCCCCAGAUCUCUCCGUUUAAACCUUGAUUAAAAAAAAAAUGUAUUUGUGAUGAGCUUGGUUUAUAGCUUUAUCGCUGCCUCGCUAACAUAAUUUUCAACUCAACUCUUUCAACUCUUUAAUAAACUCAACUCUUUCAACUCUUUAAUAAACCAUCUCAGCCAUUCCAAACAUUUAAAGGCACUUAUUGGAAAUUUAACAAUAGUUUGUGUACAGACGGUGAUUUUACUCGACAAAUGAAAGACGAAAUUAUCAAUUUGAAAGAAACUUUUAAAGAAGAAAUCAAAGAUAAGAGAAUAUUUUGGGAUUUCUUGAAAAUGAAAAUCAGCAAUUUUUCUCGGAAAUAUUCAAAGGAAAAGGCUAAAAAACGAAGAGAGAAAAUCAAAGAUUUAGAAAAAGAAAUUGAUGGUAUUCAAACGAGAUUAAUUACAAAUAUGAAUAAACAAUCAAUCGAUUUAUUAGAGAAUAAAAAGACAGAAUUAAAGGCAUGUUAUGAUUAUGUGAGCGAAGGUCUUAAAAUUAGAUCGAGAGCUUCUUUUUAUGAAAGUGGGGAAAGGGAUACCAGGUACUUCACUCAGUUAAUGGAAUCCAACAAAAGGAAAACAAAUAUUCGUAAAUUAUCAAUAAGAGAUAGAAUAACUU
Messenger RNA from Lytechinus pictus (painted urchin), 2019 nucleotides. RefSeq lists its product as uncharacterized. Lineage: Eukaryota; Metazoa; Echinodermata; Echinoidea; Temnopleuroida; Toxopneustidae. The transcript has 2 exons. The record is from RefSeq and is a predicted model, not a curated record. Bases 101 to 598 code for a protein of 165 amino acids.